Molecule: messenger RNA, 3345 nt
Organism: Closterium sp. Yama58-4
Lineage: Eukaryota; Viridiplantae; Streptophyta; Zygnematophyceae; Desmidiales; Closteriaceae
Source: the annotation of a GenBank genome assembly
AUGGCGGUCACACCAGGUGGAAGUAGCGAGGGUGGGGGUGAGGCGAGUGGAAGUGCGGGGGAGAGAGCCGCUUCACAUCCCUGUUUGCUUUCUCUACUUGCUCCCUGGUCCCUGAAUUUCCAUCUCGAACACCCCACCCGCCCCACCACCCCAGCCGCACUUGUACACGCUGGUGGUGACGCUGGCAGAUGCCUCGGGGCGGCCACAGCAGGUGGAGGCAGCGAGGGUGGGGGUGAGGCGGGUGGAGGUGCUGGGCUUAUAGCUGCUUCACAUCCCUGUUCAUUUCUUCUCCUUUCUCCCUGGUCCCUGGCCCAACCCACUUCUCUUCGCUUCCUUGCUCCCCCUCCCUCCCCAGCCGCACCUGUACACUUUAGUGGUGACGCUGGCAGAUGCGUCUGGGCGGCCACAGCAGGUGGAGGCAGCAAGGGUGGGGGUGAGGCGGGUGGAGGUGCGGGGGAGAGAGAGAGCUGUUUCACAUCCCUGUUCUCUUUCUUCUCGUGGUCCCUGAACUGCCCGAACCCCCUCCCGCUCCCCUUCCAGCCGCACCUGUACACUUUAGUGGUGACGCUGGCAGAUGCCUCGGGGCGGCCACAGCAGGUGGAGGCAGCGAGGGUGGGGGUGAGGCGGGUGGAGGUGCGGGGGAGAGAGCUGCUGGUGAAUGGGAAGGCGGUGGAGGUGAAAGGGGUGAACCGGCACGAGCACCAUCCGCAGACCGGGAAGGUCAACAUCGAGGAGUGCAUGGUCAAGGAUGUGGUGGAGAUGAAGAGGCAUAACGUGAAUGCAGUGCGAUGCAGCCACUACCCCAACCACUCCCGCUGGUACGAGCUGACAGACCUCUUUGGUCUCUUAGUGAUAGACGAGGCCAGCAUUGAGACGCACAGGUACGAGCUGACCGAUCUCUUCGGCCUGCUUGUGAUAGACGAGGCCAACAUCGAGACGCAUGGGUUCGACCCAGACAACCAUCUCAACCGGAAGGGGCGGCAGCCGGCCGAGGACCCCGAGUGGGCGGCAGCAGCGAGACACAUGAAUCCAACCCUAUCCCUUCCCUCUUUCCCUUACUUCUCAUCUGUCUUCUCCCUCUCCUUUCUCACAUGUCUCCUCCCCUGUCCCACCCAGGGGGGCGGCUCGCGCACCACUGCCACGGACCUAGUGUGUCCCAUGUACAUGCGCGUGCCUGACAUCAAGGCCAUUGCUCAAGACCCCAAGGAGACCCGCCCUCUCAUCCUCUGCGAGUACGCCCACGCCAUGGGCAACAGCAGUGGUAACCUGGACGCGUAUUGGGAUGUCAUCGAGUCGACCCACGGGCUACAGGGAGGCUUUAUCUGGGACUGGGUGGAUCAGGCCCUUUGGAAGGACAUGGCUCCACGCAGCGGCACGCAGAUCAACAAAACUACCAGCAGUGGUACCAGCAAUGGUAUCAGUGGCGCUGCAACAGCAAGUCCUGACAGUGAAGCUAAUGCCAAAGAUGCAGCAGAAUCACCUGGUGGUUCUUCUUCUGUUGGUGCUGCGGAGGAAAUGGCAAACUUUGGGGACACACCCAAUGACCUUAACUUCUGCAUCAAUGGGCUCGUGUGGCCCGAUAGGACUCCCCACCCUGCCAUGCGCGAGCUGGCCCACGUGUAUCGCUACUUUGGCUUUAAGUGGACGGAGCAGGGUGAUGUUGAGUGCCACGUCAUCCCCAGCCCCAUCCCUGCUGACCUGGACUGGGCGGCACAUGAUGUCAGCGCUGACUCAGAGCUCUUUGCACUGUUCACUGCUACAGUGAACGAGAGAUCAAGGUGGUGCGCUCCCGGGCAGGUUGUCGCAUCUGUUCAGCUGCCCUUCAAGCUGCCCGAAGGGGCUACCACCUCAACCGUUUCCGAGCCUUCCGCCAAGGCUGCAAUUUCUGAACCUGCGCUCUCCGAGCCUCCUCUACCCAUCAGCCAAUCAUCUGUUCUUGUCACAUCCACUGAUGGCUCGUUCGCAGUCACUGUUCAUGUCAAGACCGGUGGUGCACUUUCCUGGAAGAUCAACGGUUCAGAUGUGCUGCUCCCCCCAUCUGUCACUGGCCAAUGGCUCGCUCUGUGGAGGGCACCCACUGACAACGACAAGGGAGGCGGUGCCGCCAGCUAUGCUGCCCGAUGGAAGGCUGCAGGUCUCAGCACCCUCGCUGCUGCUGACGCUGGGGGAGUGAUUUCCCUAGUGGGGGAUGCUAUGGUGGUGCCUGGAGUGGGGGUUGAAGGAGAGCGUGAGAAGGGAGAGAGAGGGGUUGAAACAGGGACAGGCAAAGAGGGGAUGGGCGAAGAAGGGAAGGGCGGAGAGGGGAAGGGCAAAGAGGGACAGCAAGGAGAGGGCGAUGAUGAGCCCUUGAAAGUUUUGAUUGGAAAGGAUGGAACGGUUUCUGUGGUUGUAGAGGCAACUUUCCGACCCCGGGCAGAUGAAAUUUCUGAGGAGGGAGCUGUGGAGGCUGGUGCUGCCCCAACCAAUCUGGUCGAGGCUUAUGGAGGGGCGGAAGCUGAAGCAUCUGCCAGCGCCGGGCAGGCAAAAAAUAUUUCUGACGUGGACUGCUGGGUCCGGCUCAAGUCAGAAUGGCAGAUCCAUGGCAACGGGCAGGUUGUCGUAAAAUUCUGGAUGGACCCAAGCCCUGCUCUUCCACCUCUACCUCGCGUCGGAAUGCGGUUCCGGGCAGCAAAAAAACUCUCCAAUGCAGUCUGGUCCGGGCGGGGCCCGCACGAAUGUUAUCCUGACCGGAAGCAGUCUGCACACGUGGCGCUUCACUAUUUGCCGGUGAAAUCCCUCCACGUGCCGUACAUUGCUCCUGGGGAAAACGGGGCGAGAGUCGACACACGAUGGGUCACACUCUUUAUAAACAGGAGUGGGAACACACAGGAGGGGGAACAACAGGGGUCAGUGGGGGAACCACAGGAGGGAGUCGAUGGCGGUUCACAGCCAGAAGCACAGGGGGGAGCACAGGUGGAAGCACAGAGGGAGGAGAGAAAGGAGCCGGAUGGGGAAAAGGGGAGGGAGGUAUUCCAGAAGGUUCCGCUGGUAGGGCUUGUUAUGGAGCCAGUGGAAAUAGAUGGAGGGGUGGAAGGUGGGGGAGGGGGUGAGGAGAUUGGGGAGGGAGGGAGGCCAGUGCUGCACUUCAGUGCGAGUGGGUAUGCUGCAGAGGAGCUGCAUCGGGCGCAGCAUGAGGAGGAAUUGGUGGAAGACGAGGAGUUCAACCAUGUGCAUCUCGAUCAUGCCAUCAUGGGUGUGGGUGGCGAUGACAGCUGGACUCCAUCGGUGCACAAGGAGUUUCUGUUGCCGCCCCGCCCAUACGCAUUUGGAGUGGCUUUCCGGCCCCUCAUUGGGCAAGGGGAGUGA